CGAUCUCUGGCUUUUGUUUUGAUGUGCAAAAGUGCUGUAUUUAUGGUAAGCAAAGAGGUCGCAACUAGUUUCUGUACUGCACGAGACAAUGUGACUACAUUAACUGCAUGUACUGAUGACUGAUGACAAGCGCUAUGUGCUGAGUGACAGUAGAGUAGAGAGUGAAGAAGUGGAGGUGCCAUGUUGCUGGAUACCACGGUUUGUAGAGAAUACAGUCGCCUCGUUCUUACUUUUUUAUAUUUUUGAAAUUUCUCUCAUACCCCUGGAAAUGCUCUUUCGCACCCUCAGGGGGUGCACGCACCCCAGGUUAAGAACCGCUGUUGUAGACAGACAACCCCACAAAAGAUUUACCACAGUUUUAUCAAUAUUAGCCGUAAGUUCACUCAAUGUUUUCAUCAAGCUUAUUCGAACUCCUUUUUGGUGUAAUAAAUUUCCCUAUCUUACAGCAUUAAAAGUAUCUUGUCGACUGCGACAGAUGUUAUAACACGACGUUACAAGGUUCUUGAACGAAAUCAGACAUAUUCUAAACAAAACAAAACGUUUAUUUAUCUUGGAAAUAUACAGUCAGAUGACAGCAAAUAUAAGUUUACAGAGACCUUCCGCUGUAAAAAAAACCCCCGAGAACACAGCUGAAAAAACGUGGACUUCUAUGUUCCUCACUAGGGGUGUCCCGACAUUAUUAAAAAGAGCUAACAAUAUAAUUUCAACAAUUGUGAAAUCCUAUUGUUGAUUACAAGCGAUUGUUGUUGGAUGCGAUUUGUUCGAAAGCGAAAUACUUUUGCGAAAAUGAAUGCUGAAAGUUAUCACUGCUUUUCUAAUGAAGUUUAUUCGUCAUUUGGAUAUGACAAUUAUGUUCUGUAUGCUUAUCAGUAUACAAUAUUCUUUGUUCCGUAUGAAUUAUGGGCAGGAAUGCCUGAAUAUGGGCCGAAUACAGAAUGCUCAGAAAGUGGAAUACUGCCAGAAUAUCAGCAGUGCGAACCUCAAGUGGGUGAAUAUGGAUAUGGGCCGGUUCCAGAAUAUUAUGGAUAUGGGCCGGUUCCAGAAUAUUAUGGAAAUGGGCCAUAUGAAAGUAUAUAUGGAUAUGGGCCAUAUGAAAAUACAUAUGAACAUGGGCCAGACUCAGAAAAUGUCGGAUUUGGGCCACAACCAGAUAUAAAUCAACAGUGGUCGGCUCCAGAAUAUUAUGGAUAUGGGCCAUAUGAAAAUACAUAUGAACAUGGGCCAGACUCAGAAAAUGUCGGAUUUGGGCCACAACCAGAUAUAAAUCAACAGUGGUCGGCUCCAGAAUAUUAUGGAUAUGGGCCAUAUGAAAAUACAUAUGAACAUGGGCCAGACUCAGAAAAUGUCGGAUUUGGGCCACAACCAGAUAUAAAUCAACAGUGGUCGGCUCCAGAAUAUUAUGGAUAUGGGCCAUAUGAAAAUACAUAUGAACAUGGGCCAGACUCAGAAAAUGUCGGAUUUGGGCCACAACCAGAUAUAAAUCAACAGUGGUCGGCUCCAGAAUAUUAUGGAUAUGAGCCAUAUGGAAAUAUAUAUGGAUAUGGGCCAUAUGAAAAUACAUAUGAACAUGGGCCAGACUCAGAAAAUGUCAGAUUUGGGCCGCAACCAGAUAUAAAUCAACAAUGGCUGGCUAUAGAAAAUUUUAGAUACGGGCCUCACUCAAAUUUAAACGAACAUUGGCCUGCCCCAGAAAUUAUUAAUUUUGUGCCUGAAGCAGAUAUAACUGAAAAUAGGCUAUGUACAGAAAUAAUCGUAUAUGAACCACUGGUAGAACUCCAGCAGUCCUCACUGCCAACACAAAUGCUGGAACAUUGUCUACAGCCAAAGUUAUUUGAAGAUGGAAAGAUGCCAUCUGUUUUUCCUGAAUACGAGAAACCAAAAGAGUUUUCCAGAUAUGAGUCAGCAGCUCUUUCUUCUUUUAACUCAGUAGAACCAAACCAUUUUUCAUCAGAAUCGAUUCAUCAGCUACAAAAAGUUUGCGAGUUUGAAAUAAAAGACUCUAAUCAAAGUCAAAUGUCUGAAACUUAUUUGGGAUAUAACAGUUCAGCAGAAUAUGUUAAUAAUUCAGAGAAAGAUAUUACAAAAGAAAAAUAUGAAAAAGUGUCUGAAAAUAGAAUUACAAAUAGUAAAAAUGAAGAUACUUUUAGUGAAUUCGACGCUACAGAAGAGUUUCCAAGUAAGAACGUGCCAAAACCGCUAUUGUCUCCAGCACAAAUCACAUCGAUUGUAAAUGACGGUUUUACACUACGACCGUUAUUUAAAGCGUUUAUGGAGCUGGAACAUAAAUCGUUGGUAUGUGAUGUAAUAUACGAAGAGGAGGAGCUUGACUAUGAAAGUGUUCUGUCCGAAACUGAUUAUAGCAUUGAAUUAGAUACAAUUUCAAUUCAAGAAAAAGUUGCUGAUACCAUAAACGGAAAUAAACUAUUUGACGAUUGUAUUACGGAUCAAAACAUUAUAAUGGUUCAAGAUCAUUCGCCUGUUCACGAAACAUGUGAACUAGUAUUAAUCAGCUCGACGUCGACACCGAUUUAUGUCGAAUCACAAAAAUCUAAUUUAACAACAGAAAUGUACGAAAUUAGUGACGAAUUACCUACGGAAAAUUACAAAAACCUUGCAGACAAUUUAUCUCAAAUGGAUAAUUGUAGAAAAUUAAUUGAAGAAAAUUUAAUUAAAGAAUUAUCUGAUACAAGUCAAGAAAUAUCAAAAAAUGAAAUUGUCGCCAUGCAAUUAAAUGAAAAUGAAUUUGAUCCAAAUAUAGAAGUUUCAAAAAUCAAUGAAAAUGCCGUAAGAGAUGAAAUCGGAUUAGUAAUAUUUGAAGAAAAUCAUAAGAAAGACGAAGAGGACAAUACCAAAAUCUUAAAUAAAACUGAUGUGAAAGAAAUCAAAUAUGCUGCCUCUGAAUGUUUAUUCGAAGAGAAAUCCAUGCCACAAACACAAAAAAAAGGCGUAACAAGAUGCGUGGACGUAUUCAGACGUGUUCUUCGCAGGCUUGGAAAUUUACUUUUUCCAUGUAUAAAACGGAUAAUGUAAUAUUUUUCUGAAUGAAGAUUGUACGCAG
Centruroides sculpturatus (bark scorpion) is the source of this 3058-nucleotide messenger RNA. RefSeq lists its product as uncharacterized. The record is from RefSeq and is a predicted model, not a curated record. The coding region runs from base 751 to 3030 and encodes 759 amino acids. The transcript is spliced from 7 exons. NCBI's taxonomy places the organism in Eukaryota, Metazoa, Arthropoda, Arachnida, Scorpiones, Buthidae.